AUGGGGGUCCGGGAAAUAACUCGGGGCUCGGGCACGGCUAGUGGCGACGUGAAUGUUGCGAGGUGGCCAGCAAUUAGAAGUGGAGGUGUGCGGGCGGCAGGAGGCAUGGCAGGCGGUGCGCUGGGCGGGCGUGCGUCAGUCGCCCCGCGCGCCGCCGCAGUGCCGCCGCGCCAGACGCCGCGCCACACGCGCCGUAGUAUGCCGGCGCUGGGGGCCCGCUGCCGACGCGCCCGCCCGCGCGCCUCCCGCGCGCCCGCGCCGCCAACGGCCGCCCGUCCGCCCGGCCCGUGCGCCCCAACGCACGCGAACUCGCGCGUUCCUACUCCAUACGCCGGAAUG
This is a messenger RNA of Iphiclides podalirius (scarce swallowtail), 339 nucleotides long. The record is from the annotation of a GenBank genome assembly. NCBI's taxonomy places the organism in Eukaryota, Metazoa, Arthropoda, Insecta, Lepidoptera, Papilionidae.